Euleptes europaea (tarantolino) is the source of this 5727-nucleotide messenger RNA. It is a transcript of the gene WDR90, whose product is annotated as WD repeat domain 90. NCBI's taxonomy places the organism in Eukaryota, Metazoa, Chordata, Lepidosauria, Squamata, Sphaerodactylidae. The record is from RefSeq and is a predicted model, not a curated record. Gene Ontology annotation, molecular function: protein binding. Gene Ontology annotation, cellular component: centriole.
AUGGCCAAAGUGUGGCAGCACCCGUUCCUGAAUGUCUUCAAGCACUUUAAAGUCGAGGAAUGGAAAAGGUCAACCAAAGAAGGCGACGUGACAACCGUGAUGGACAAGACUCUGAAAGGCACGGUGUAUCGCAUCAGCGGUUCGGUCCCCGCCGGCAACUACCUCCAGCUUCCCAAGACCAGUACACAAUCACUGAGCCUGACCGGCUGCUACCUCUACAUCCUUUUCAAGCCCAUGCCGACCAAAUAUUUUGUGGUGCAUCUGGACGUCGCCACAGAGGACAGCCAAGUGGUCCGUAUCUCCUUUUCCAACCUCUUCAAGGAGUUCAAGUCGACGGCCACGUGGCUGCAGUUCCCCUUCAUCUGCGGGGCGGCCAAGGGAUCCGUCUACGAUAACACGGCCAAGGCGGCCAAGCGAGAUCUGGUGGGCCUGGCUCCCUCCAACGUGCGCUGGACUUUCCUGGCCCUCGACCUCCGCCACAUCCUCUCCCUGUACCUGAACAGGAGCUACAGCCAUCUGAAGAGCAUCAAGCUCUGCUCCAACCUGCUGGUGAAAAACCUGUUCACCAGCAACUUGCUCUUCGACCCAGGCGUCUCCUUGUCUGAAGCUCAUCAAUCCAAGCUGGUCUUGAGCGGCACCUCCCCCAUCCCACGAGAAAUGGCGUUCCCCGUGCCGAAGGGCGAAAAUUGGCACGACCUCUACGAUCACAUUAGGUUUCCUUCAGAUGGAGCCAAGAUGCCGUUCGACUCUAUUCAGAAAGGCACUUUGACGGCAGCUUCAGAUGCUCAUGUUCAAGAUGGCCCAGGUAGCUGCCUUCCCAAGCAAGUAACGCUGAGCAAACCUGUUCGGGACAGAGUAUCUCUCAUCCAGCAAAUCACCAUUCCCAAGGAGAUGCCUCGUCAGUCCCCUCUGCUAGCCAAGAACAUCCCCAGAGUCAAGCUGGCUGCCUCCAAAACUCCGCAGGAGCGGGACCAAACCGGCUGGAGAGAAGGGCCGCAAGAUGGAGGCGAUUCCGGCUUCCUGUUGUCUCUGGCGGAUGACGGCGGCAUCCACGUGUACGCCCACAAAAACGGGGAUGUCACCAUCCACGCGGUCAGGGUCGAUUCGGACGAGGACUCCUCUGCAAAAGGGCCUGGACCAAAAGUGAUCUCCACCAGGAAUUCUGCUCACUGCACGAGGCUCUUGCCAGACCCGAUCCUGAAGCUGAAGAGGAUUAUUGGGUUUGGAGGCUGCAGCACCCGAUGGGCACUGUGGGCUGCCCACGGCAGAGUAGUGGUUUACCCCUGCCACGCGCUGAUCGUGGCCGUCGCUCUGGACUCUGGCAGACAGUGGUUCUUUGCUGGCCAUACAGAUAAGGUGGCAGCGCUGGCCUUUAAUGGCAACUGCACUCUGCUGGCCUCCACCCAGAUCGGGCACCUGAGCAUGAUGCGCCUCUGGGACUUUGCAAGCACCAAGUGUCUCUCCAUGUUUAAAACGGGCAUGCAUUCGGUCUCUUGCCUCAGCUUUUCCUACAACGGGAAUAUCCUGUGCGGCACCGGGAAAGACGGGCAUGGGAAAACGGUGGUGGUCGUGUGGAACACAGCCCAGGUGAGCCGCGGUGGGGAGGUGGAGAUUCUGGCCAAGGCGCACACGGAUGUGGACAUCCAGACCUUGAAGAUCGCCUUCUUUGAUGAUACCAGAAUGGUGUCUUGCGGCAGAGACAACGUGAGGCUUUGGCGGGUGCGGAGCAGGGCCCUGCGCUCCUGCCCGGUCAACUUAGGUGAAUACCGUUCUCUGGAGUUCACCGACCUGGACUUUGAGGCGGGCCAUUCCACCGACCGCGAGCCGGAGGAUCGGACAUUGUUCGUCUGCAGCAGGAGUGGCCACGUCUUGGAAAUCGAUUACAAGAACGUUGCCGUCAGGAACGCCCGGCGCCUGCUGCCUUCCGAAGCGCAGCACUCCCACCGACGGGAGAAGCAGACCUUUAACUCAGGUGCUGGGAUAGCGCUAAACAGUAUCUGUCUCUCGUCGAGUUUCUGUGCCACGGCCUCUGACGACGGCUACCUGCGCUUGUGGCCGCUGGACUUCUCCGAGGUCUUCUUGGAAGCAGAGCACGACAACCCGGUGACUUCCGUCAGCAUCAGUCCGGAUAGCCUGAAGGUUUUGUGCACGACGGCCUCCGGGACGGUGGGCUGCCUGGAUGUCCAGUCUCGGGACUACAGCACCAUCAUGCGCUCCCACACGGACUCAAUUUUGGCAUGUUCGGUGGAGUGGCUGCAGCAGGAGCUGGUGACCGUGUCUCGGGAUAACACCAUCCGCAUUUGGAACCUGGAGUCUAUGCAGCAGCUGUUUGAAUUCACUGCCUCAGAUGAGACGCCGUGCGCCGUGGCUUUCCAUCCCUCGCAGCCGAUCUUCGCUUGCGGUUUCGACACGGGCGUGGUACGCACCAUCAGCCUGGCUGCCUCGAAGCUGCUUGAGGAACACAAGCAGCACCGAGGUUCUAUCACCGGCCUGGUCUUUUCCCCAGACGGCAAUUUCAUGUACAGCGCCUGCAGUCACGGGACCCUGGCUCUGUAUAACUGCGCCGUCCAGAAAAGUCACGUCGUCAGAGUUCUGGCCAACGUGGUGUCGCAAGAUGCAGACCAUGGUCCGGACGCAUUGUCUGUCAGCACCAACGGGCGCCUCCUGGCCUUUGUGGGACCUUCAAAACACAUUGUGACACUCAUGGACGGUCAUUCCCUGGACGAGCUACUCAGGAUCGACGUGAGCAUUCUGGAUUUGGAGAGCACCGCUCUGGACUCGGCCGUGCGGCUCCGGUUUGCCCCUCCCUCUCUCGGCCACCUUCUGGUGACCACCUCCUCCCAGAAGAUCCUCGUGCUUGAUGUGAAGUCCGGGCGCCUGAUCAGAGCGGUCUCCCCAGUGCACAAGCAGUCGUGUUCUUCGUUGGCCUUGAGCUCGGACGGCCGCUACCUCCUGACCGCUGGCGACAGGGUUAUAAAAGUGUGGGAUUAUGGGAUGAGGUUCGACGUCAACUCCCAGGUGUUUAUUGGCCACUCUGAGCCAGUGCGGCAGGUGGCAUUCACCCCUGACCAAAGGCAGGUCAUCAGUGUCGGGGACGCCAUCUUCCUCUGGGACUUCCUAGGGGUGUCGACCAAGGAGCCCUCCAAGGAGGAGUUAGUACCCGGCAUUCUUUCAGCAAAAGCCUUCCCGUUGCUUUGGGAGUGGGGUCUCCCUUCCCCUGGCGGGUCCGUGUGUACGUCUGCACGCUCACCUCCCUGCCAUCUUAACUCCAGGCUCCGUCGCGGUUCCCGGACCCAUUCCUCUCUCGUCGAGACCUUCCAGUCUCCAGGAGCCGAAGCUAGUCUUGAAGAGGUUCGGGAUUUGACCCCCGGGGCCACCGAUACUCCCCGCAAGCAGGUUCCCCUUCCGACGGUGAUCUCCCCACCAUGCCUGGAUCUCAGCUCCAUCCAACAGAUGGUGUAUCAGAAGACUUUUUCAGAAUCCGAAGAGGAGGAGGAGGAGGCAUCUCUGAAUGGUGAUACUGGCGAGGCUGCGAACAGGGCCAAGGCCCCCUCUCCUCUCGCUGCGGAGGAAGCUGUGAAGAGCGAAGAGCCUGCAGCCGUGAAGCCCGCCGCCGUUCAAUCUGGUUCAGGGCCCCGGAGCCACGCAGGAGAGGAAUGUCGGAAAGAGGCGAAGGGGCCCGAAAACAACAUCCGCCCAGACUGCUACAGGCAUUUUGCUCCUCGUUUCAAAACAUCGGUGCCCUCCUCCAAGGCCUUCGCCCGUCCUCUGGCCGAUGCCGAAAGGCUGAAACUGAAAGCUGUAAUCGGCUACAACGGGAACGGACGGGGAAAUAUGGUCUGGAACCCAGAUACAGGUCUCUUUGCCUACAGCUGUGGUUGUGUGAUCAUUGUAGAAGACCUGCACUCAGGGUCCCAGCAGCACUGGCUGGGACAUCCGGAAGAGAUUUCGACACUUGCCGUCAGCCACGACGCCCAGGUCGUCGCUUCCGCCUCCGGCCGCGGCCGUGGGGACUCUCGCUGCCAAAUCCGCAUCUGGGACGUGCGAGCCGGGGCCUGCCAAAAAGUGCUGUUCCACCACGAGACCCAAGUGCAGGCCAUGGCGUACUCCCGGGACGACCGGCUCCUCAUCACGCUGGGGGACUACGCGGACAGGGUCGUGGCCCUCUGGGAUGCCCACACCUACGAGCUGAUGUCGUCCACCCGCUUCUCUGAGCCUGCCCACGAAGUGGCCUUCAGCCCCCUCCUGGCGGGGCACCUGGCCUGUGUGGGGAGGGGGGCGGUGACUUUCUGGCUUAUGGAACAGCAGGGAACGAACGUCAGUCUGAAGGUCCGCAGGGUCCCCGUCCCAGACGCUGUUGGGCCGGUGGAGCUGACCUCGCUCUGUUACGGCGCCGGCUGCCUUCUGUACAGCGGGACCAGCACGGGACAGAUCUGCGCCUGGGACACAGAGACCGACCGCUGCUUCAUGACAUGGGAGGCCGACGAGGGGGAGAUCGGCAUCCUGCAAUGUCACGGUAACCAGCUGGUCAGCGGCAGCAACACCCGGCGGAUCCGACUGUGGUCAGUGGCGGCGGUUCAGGAGUUGAGAAUCAGAGGCUCCGAUGCCAGAUCCAAUUCGGUCCUCUUGGAGCAGGAGAUGACCCUGGAUGGGACUGCCGUGAGCGCCACCUUCGACGACUCCAUGGACAUGGGGAUCGUGGGCACCACCGCAGGGACGUUGUGGUACGUCAACUGGACGGAGAACACCAGCAUCCGACUGAUCAGCGGGCACAAGAACAAGGUCAACCAGGUGGCCUUCAGCCCUGACGAGUCCCACUGCGCGACCUGUGGGGAGGACGGCAGCGUGAGAGUCUGGGCUCUGGCCAGCAUGGAGCUGGUGGUGCAGUUUCAAGUGCUCAACCAGAGCUGCCUGUGCCUGGCCUGGAGUCCCGUGCCUGUUGCCCUCAGCAGGGCAGAAGGCCAGCAUAUCGUGGCGGGCUACAGUGACGGCACCCUCCGGGUGUUCAGUGUUUCCCGGACGGAGAUGGAGCUGAAGAUGCACCCCCACUCGGUCGCGGUGACGGCUCUCGGCUACUCUGCGGACGGAGAAAUAAUCUUGUCCGGCGACAAGGAAGGGCUGGUGGCCAUCAGCAGCCCGCGGACAGGGAUGACGAUCCGAGUCCUGGCUGACCAUCGGUCGUCCCCCAUCAACGUUAUCGAUGGCACGAGGAAGCAGCACGCUGAACUCGGGGUGGAAGGCGACGAUUUGUGGCUGGCCGCGAGUGCCGACCGGCGCGUGAGCAUCUGGGUCUCGGAUUGGAUGAAGGACAAGUGCGAACUCUUUGACUGGCUGACCUUCCCAGCUCCUGCAGGUCCCGAGGUCCCUCAGCCUCUGCCCCCCAGCCUGGCAGCCUUUUGCCCUUGGGACAAGAGCACGGUCGUUUAUUCGGGCUUCGGGCUGCAGAAAGAAAUCCUUUUCUACAGUCUGCCGCAGAAACAGGUGAUCGAGAAGGUCCCAUUGCCUUACUUUGCCACGGCGCUGAGCUUGUCUCCCGCCGCCUGCAUCAUAGCCGUUGGCUUCAGUGAGCGCGUGCUGAGGCUGAUUGACCGCACGGCAAAGACUGAACAAGACCACCCGGGGCACGACGAUGCCGUCGCCCUCUGCAGAUUCACCCCGUCAGGGAACCGCCUCUUCACCACGUCCUAUAAUGAGAUCUUGGUGUGGGAAGUCCUGAACGGAUGCUAA